AUGCGUGGCGUUUUCUUCUGCUCAAUUGCCUUUGCGGCUAAUGCUGCCGUUGCAAGUGUGUGUAAACCACGUUCAAGGAGCUCUGACAUUUCGACUCUGCUACUAUCAACCUCGGCUACAUAUCUACAGGAUGUGACAACUACUACCGUUUUCGCCGUCCCAUCAGCCAGUACAUCUGCAACUGUCUCCAGCGAUGCUGCUUUCACAUCUCUAUCAGAAGGGACUGUAACGAUAUCCGACCGAUAUCUUCCCGCAACCAUUACUAAAGUGGAAGAGACAAGCGAUGCCAGCGGGACAGCUUCCGAGUCGGAAGCUCUUGCGACCAGUACUCUGCGUGACGCCGCAACAACUGACCUAUCUUCCACCACGACGGAAACGGUCACCAGUCAGGCCAAUGCUGGGACCGCUGAAACAUCACAGUUGACUCCAAGUGUCCCUGGUUCUGCAACUACAGAAUCUGGUACAUCAACUGAUGCUUCCGCAACCAUCCCCACUGCCGACACUGCGACGAUUGAGUUAUCUUCUACGACGCUGGCAGAAGCCGCGUCCACCGACACUUCUAUUAGUACCGAUACUACAAUAUCAAUUGGAGUGAGCACUACUGGUACGGAUGCCACCACUGUCACAAUUCAGGACGAUAAGACAUCUACCGAGACUUCUGACGAUGUAGACAUCACUACUACAGCCGGCUCCUCUACCACAGUCGGUGUGGAUACGACUGCUACUGACACCCCAACGACUGAUGUGUCUUCUACCAGUGUCGACACUACAACAACCGGACAGUCCACUACAGAGAAUGAAACGACUACAACUGGUGCAACCACCACUUCUUCUGUCACUACAACUGCUACAGCUCUAGAGCACAGCACCUCUACUGAGACUUCUGAUAUCGACACGACUACAGCUACCCUCACACCCACAACAUUGGAAACAGUCACAACUGGUGUCACGACCACUGCUAUGGACACUACAACAACUGAAGUGUCUACUACCGAAGAGGGGACGACUACAACAGCUGAUAUCACUACAACUACCAGCCAAGGCCCUUUUCAGCCUCUGCCUACAUUUGAUCUCGUCGGUAUUGGCUCCUCGGCGAAUGAGGUCAAUGCACAACGUCUUUCAGGUUACAUUGAGCUUGGUUGGAAUCAUCAACCUGCCGAACAAAUUGUUCAUUUCUAUAUUGAGCCCGGAACAGGUUACCUGAAAGAGUCUGAGUACGACCUCUGGUACUUCUGUGUUAAUGUUCAGCCCAAAGACCCUCUCCGCUAUAACCGUAUUUCUCUACAGUUUGAAGAACUUGACUACUACGACGUCUAUAAGCGUAUUAGUUGUGAGCAGAAGUCUGAUGGGAAGCUUGCUUGUUCAAUACCCGCAGUAUCAUGCGAUAGAAACCCCGUUACCUUCGAUGCCGAAUGUACGGAAUUGGGUGGAGACUUCAAUACGUUCUAUACCUCUUCUGAGAUGGGCACGCAUUAUCUUGCCUUUGGGUUGGAGGAUGAUCCCCCUGCGGGCGAUGAGGUGCAUCGCGUCGAGCUUGGUAUCAUGGCACCGUUGCUUGAUGCGCCGCCUGUGUUUGCUUGA
This is a messenger RNA of Fusarium coffeatum, 1581 nucleotides long. RefSeq lists its product as uncharacterized. NCBI's taxonomy places the organism in Eukaryota, Fungi, Ascomycota, Sordariomycetes, Hypocreales, Nectriaceae. The transcript is spliced from 2 exons. The record is from RefSeq and is a predicted model, not a curated record. Bases 1 to 1581 code for a protein of 526 amino acids.